This is a messenger RNA of Cladophialophora yegresii CBS 114405, 1431 nucleotides long. RefSeq lists its product as uncharacterized. The transcript has 2 exons. Gene Ontology annotation, molecular function: protein binding. NCBI's taxonomy places the organism in Eukaryota, Fungi, Ascomycota, Eurotiomycetes, Chaetothyriales, Herpotrichiellaceae. The coding region runs from base 1 to 1431 and encodes 476 amino acids. The record is from RefSeq and is a predicted model, not a curated record.
AUGACGGCUUAUAAGUCCGCGUUCCCACAUUUUGUGGACGGUGACGUCCUCAUCAUCAUCUCGUCCACACAGCACUAUAAACUGCACUCUCAAGUCCUCGCGGCCCACUCCACUUACUUUGCCGACCACUUUGCCUCCAGGCCUGGGCCCCGCCUCAACGCGCAGGCUCGCCGCGAGAACCUUCCUGCCUACCACUUCGAGUUCAAGCACGCUGCUGAUGGCUCAUUCGGCGAAUUCGUCCGCGCGGACAUCAAUGAGUCUGGACGUAUCGUCACCCCCACACACACCCCUCUCACGCUCGACCUGGACAAUGGCAAGCCAACCGACAAUACUAAUCGUGCCUGGGAUUGGCUGUUUGGGGUUUUCUACAACCGCGAGCCGAUCUUUGAUGACACGUCCCUUGCUACCGUGCUCUCCUGCGUCAUCGCUCUCAUCGAAUGCGCCGAAGCCAUCAACUCGAUCGAACAUGUCUGCGACGUGGUUGAUCUCGCUCUCAUGCGCCAGGAUAGCGUCCUGUGGACUUCGAUCCUUGGCAACCCUCAUGUCUGGAUCGAGCUCGGCCGCCGCGUUCGCUCUCCAGCCAUCUACAGCGAAGCAGUGAUCCACCUGGUCGGCCAAUGGGGCACUAUUCCUGAUGAAGAGAAGAGCCGCCUGAACGCUGACAUCCGCGAGAUUGUUGACCGCAAAGCGAACGAGCUGUCCGUCCUCAAGGAAGCCAUUGAGCUCCGCAUCCUUGGCCACUAUCCCGAGUUCAUGCGCCGCUCUGCAGCCAACAAGCCCGGUCGUCCGACCUACGGCAACGACAUCUACAUGUGGAUGGCUGUCUGCUUCUUCCGUCAAUGGUUCGCGCAAAGCAUCUCGGACGAUCGUACGCGUCGUGCUCCCGAUGGGGGCCUGAGCUUCUACACCGCGCUGUCUGAAGGCGGCGAAGCCUACCUUUCCCAUCCAGACUUUCAGGAGUUCCACAAGUACUUCCCCAUGAGCAUGAAGGCGUGCCAAUUACUCGAGGCCAACAUGGGCGUCCUGAAGGAAGAUGUCAAGCGCUUUGUCGACAAGCUCAUGGUCGAGCGCACCCAUCUCAAGCGUGACGAACAUAUGGACAUCGCCUGGCUGACAUGCGCCACCGUCGAGAAGGGGGACUUCCCAUGGCACAGCCUGAAAACCCCCAAGAAAUCUAUCGGCAGCCUGCCCAACUACGACGACAUGUCUGACGAGGCGACCAUGGACGAAGACGCUAUGGCUCAAGCUCUCGCCGAGGCCAGUGCAGCACAUAGUCUGUCGUAUCUUAAGGCUAAGCGCGGCAGCUCACCUCGUGGCAAGAAGCGACCCCGGGUCAGUGAAACAAGUACCGCCGGAGAGUCGAACCUCUACGAAGAGUCCAUUGGCACCAACACUAUGUUCGUCAGUGAGGAUGGCGAGAUGGAGGAGUGA